Messenger RNA from Vigna angularis (adzuki bean), 2742 nucleotides. RefSeq lists its product as uncharacterized. The transcript has 10 exons. The coding region runs from base 186 to 1001 and encodes 271 amino acids. Gene Ontology annotation, molecular function: phosphoprotein phosphatase activity. The record is from RefSeq and is a predicted model, not a curated record. NCBI's taxonomy places the organism in Eukaryota, Viridiplantae, Streptophyta, Magnoliopsida, Fabales, Fabaceae.
AAAGCAAGAUAAAUGUGAGGCUUAAACCAGCAAGGAAGGGGUUCGGAAACUUAAGAGAAUCAGAGAACUUUGGCACUCUCAUCCACUUGCGCAGCAGUAUCUAUCCAUCGCGGGGUUAUGUUGCUGAAAUAUUUGGUACUCAUUUUCAACUUCCUGAUGUAAGACCAGUAGAGAAAAAUAGGAGAAUGGAUCCCAGAGGAAAUACUGUGGAAGCCGAAGAAAAAAAAGAUGGAGAAAAGACUAUGUCUGCUACUGACGUAACUGCAGAUCUCAGUUCUGAAAGUUGCAAAAUUUAUGUCAAUGGAGUCGAAAUUCGUCCAUUGAGAAAAAGAUUGAUUAUUUUGGACAUAAACGGCUUGUUAGCUGACGUGGUUUCUCCUCCUCCGGAGGAUCACGAGGCUGAUGUAACAAUCGAAGGAAGGGCAAAUUUGAAUUUGAUUUCAGUAUUUAAGAGGCCUUUCUAUCUGGAUUUUUUGAAGUUUUGCUUCAAAAAUUUUGAGGUUGGCUUGUGGUCUUCGAGAUUGGAGAAAUUUGUUGGUCGGGAUAUUGACUAUUUGAUUCCACCCUUCUUCAAAAACAAAUUGGUUUUCUGUUGGGAUGGUUCUUAUUGCACUCAAUUCUGGAUUUAUGAGCAGGGAAAGAAGAGUGUUGUCUAUUCGAAGGAUUUGAGGAAACUAUGGCAGAAGGAUGAUCCUAAUCUUCCCUGGAAUAAAUUGUAUUACAAUGAAUCAAAUACUCUGAUGUUGGAUGUUUGUCCUUAUAGGGGAAGGUUGAAUCCGCGAACCACCUCAGUUUACCCUCCUACAUUCAAUUAUCAUAAUAAAAACGACAACUCUUUAGCUGAAGGAGGAGAACUGAGAGCAUUUCUAGAAGGCUUGACAAAAGCUGAAGAUAUGAGAAAGUAUGUUAAGGAACACCCAUUUGGCCAAACCAUUAGUAAUGAAAAUAGUGGUCGGAUCACACGCAGUAGUAGAUAUAUUCUUGAAUAUCGGAAGGAUUAAACUUUUUUUACGUCUGAGAUGUCUUUGGAAGAGAUCCUGGUUGAAGAAAGCAAAAAUGAAGGUGUCUUGGCGGCAGGUCCAUUCUCUGGUGGGUCAAUGAACCCUGCAUAUGCUUUUGGCUCUGCAACCAUUGCAGGCUCUUUCAGAAACCAAGCAGUGUAUUGUGUUUACACUUUCUGAAUGUUGUUUAUCGUAUAAGGAAGGAUGUUAUCAGGCCUUGUGUUCAUAAAACUGCUUCUUGGUUUUAGGUACCAACACAUGGGACAGAUUUGAACUUACAGUGAUUAUUUAUUUUGUUCUGUCAGUGUCUGUUUUAGAUUUUUUUUCCAAAACUAUAGUUCAGUUCAGUUUAUACUAUAGUUAAGUGCAAUUUAGAGAUGUUUAGUUUAGUAUAGUUUAAUAGAGUAAAAUAUAGUUCAGUUCAUCGGAACUAUUUUUAAGUUCAGUUCAAGCCAAUUAAUUUUUAAUUUAGUGCAGUUUUUUAGGAGAGGAGAGGGGAGGAAUGAAGGGGUUACUGAAACUCUUCGGAGGUUUCGAGGUUGAGUUCAAGAGGCUGUAAAGGGGGAAGGAGCACGAGUAAUGUGGUUAGAGAGCUAAGAGUUUAGAAGCAGGGGAUGGAGGUUGGAGAAGAUAGCAAAGACUUCAGAGUGCGAAAUGGAAAGCGCAACGGUGGUUGCAAGGCCGAAAACAGUAAGAGAAAAAUAGCAGAAUGGAUCUCAAAGGAAAUACCGUGAGUACUGAGAAAACUGAGGAAGCCGAAGAAAAAAAGAUGAAGAAAAGACUGGCUGCUACUGACGUAAUUCUAGAUCUCAGUGCAGAAAUUUACAAAUUUAUGUGAAUGGAAUUGAAAUUCGUCUUUUGAAGAAAAGACUAAUUAUUUUAGAUAUAAAUGGAUUGUUAGCUGAUGUAGUUUCUUUUUGUUUUUAUGAAUUCAGUGUAUUUUUAUGCUAAUUUUGACUAGGUUUGAAUUUGAUUUCAGUAUUCAAGAGACCAUUUUAUCUUGAUAUUCUGAAGUUUUGCUUCGAAAAUUUUGAAGUUGACAUAUGGUCUUCAAGACUGGAAUACUCUUUAUGCAAAAGGUAUGCCGAUUUCAAAAUUUUCGAAAUCGAAACUUUAGAAAAUCAAGAUAAAAGGUCUCUUGAAUACUAAAAUCAAAUUCAAACCUAAUCAAAAUUAGCAUAAGAAUAAACCAGAUUCAUAAAAACAAAGAACAAAACAAUUCUUACUUGUCUUUCCUUCAAUUAUAUCAGCCUCGUGAUCUUCCGGAGGAGGAGAAACUACAUCAGCUAACAACCCAUUUAUGUCCAGAAUAAUUAGUUUUUUUUUUAAUGGACGAAUUUCAAAUUCCAUUCACAUAAAUUUUGGAAAUUUCUGCAUUGAGAUAUGCAAUUAUGUUAGAACUCAAACUGUGUAACAAGUGUAGCGGGAACAGAAAGGUCAAUUGAAGAUACAACUCACCAAAGACACUUGACAACAAAUCCCACUAAUCAGUGAUUAAGGAGGGGUACAAGAAACAAAAUAACUAACUCUAGGAUGGAGGAUUUUUAUUGGUCUAAAGGUCUAGUCUUUGUAUUCUUUUAGUUAAGCAAAAGAGGGGGAAUUGAUUUCUGUUUUGCUUUCUCUUUCGGUUGGGUCACUUUGUUUUUCUUACAUCAUUUGCUCUGUACAGCUAUUAAAUGGCUCAUAACACUUCUGUUUUAUGAGCAUUAAAUUUUAAUACCACUGAGAGAAGUUUCUUUUA